UAGUGGCCCUGAGUGAUGCUGGGUGAGAAUAGGCUGUGCUGAGGGGGCUCUGGGGGAGAACGGGUAGCGCUUGUGUGUUCUGAGCAAUGCUGGGUGGCCCUGAGUGGAGCUGGGGGGGUCCUGAGAAGAGCUGAGGGGGGAAUGGGCAAUUCUGGGGGGUCCUGAGCAUUGCUGAGAGCCACGCGGUGCUUACUGUGGGAGCAGCCUGCUCUGCUGUCCCCCAGGUGGUUCCCAUUGCAGCCUCUGAGUCAGCUCCCAAAUAUGCCUUUGCUCAUCCCACUACAGGAAACCGCUGCUGGGAAGUGGUGGAAGCGCUGCCACAGCCCUGCAUCUGGGGGAGAGCGGGGAGAUGGAGCGGCCACGCUUGGAUUCCAGCGCUCCGGUGCUGGGCUGUGCUUGGUGGGGUGUGUGGGAGCACAGGGAGGUGACCUCAGAAAUAUUUCUGUGUAAGUCAUCAGCUGUGGGAAUGAGCUCAGCUCGCAGCCUCGCCAGGGUGAUGUGUGAGCGCUGUGCUGCUGGGCUGCAUGGGGAUUCCUGCUGGGAUUGAGGAGCUGCCCAGGUUCCAAAGGCUGAGAGCCCUCCUGGGCCAAGCUCUGGUCUCCAGUACAGCUUUUCAAUCCAGGUGCUGUCCCUACAAAGUCACAAGAAUUUCCCGGUGCCCUGCAGCAAAGCUGGUAGCCCCAAUCCCAGAUCCUGCAGCCCCAAACCUCGUGCGAUUCCAUCCCCUCCUGCUCUAGGCCUGCUCCUCGUGUCCCCAGCUUGGUUCAUCCCCUGCUGGAAGCUUCCCAUUGCAGCACCAGCACCUGUCCCCCUGCCAAGACCUGCAGCCUGGCCAACCCCAGUGCAGCACAUCACUGCUAUUUCUGGCUCCACCUUGAGACUCGUGCCGUGCUGAAAGAAACCAAUGCAGGCUGAGCAGGCAUCGGGAGCAUCUGGGACACAAAUGGCUGCAGUUCCCACAGCACACAGCUCCCACAGGCUCUGUGCAGCAGGCAGAACUCCACAUCAUGCCUUACACCAGAGGGGGGAGCAGUGGUGGGGGCAGUGGGGAUCUGGCACUCCCUGCAUUUUUUCCCCAAAGAAAACCAUCUCACUCGCUGCCUGGGAGCAGGAAGAGACCAGGGACAGCACAGAGCAGAGAUGGGUUUAAUUGCCGUGUAUAAUCCUCAGAUUCUUGCACAGAUCUUGGCAAACCUUGUCUGCCUCUCCUGCCUCAGUUUCCCCAAGUUGAGCAUCCUGCAGCCCUCCGGCAGGGAGCAGGGGGUGCCUGAGCUGAUGUCUGCAUGGCAAGGGGAUACACUGUGACAAGUGUGUGAUGAUGGGGACCAGCCCCUGCGGGGCCACCUCCAGGUGGGUCGGGAUGAACCCAAUGCCCACAGAUUCCCAAGCACUGAGAUCCUCCCGUGCAAGUUGAGGUUGCUGUCAUUCAGAUGACCCCAGUCAGCACCGAGCCGUGAUGGAAGCAAUGCCAUGUCUGUACCGAGCCCUGUGUCUGGGGGCAGACAAGCGGUGUCUGCAGGAUGGUGUGGAAUCGGCCGCGGGGGGAGAUGUGCUGCUUCCCCACGGCACGGGGGCAGGACAGGGGCCGGCAGGCGGAACCCCAUUCCCCCACCGCACAGCACAGCACAGAGCUGACUCCCAACGUAGCCCCAGACGCUCCCACCUGCCAGCAGCCGUUCUCAUUUCCUCCCUCCGCGUCCCGUGCUGAGCGGAAAUACAACGUUUGUUAGUCACCAGGAAGGCUGGCAGCGUGCUGCUGCUUCCUGCACCGGCACCGUGCGGGCUGGGAGCUCCGACCCACGGCACAGCCCUCCCUUCCCCCAGCACUGCGCGGCUCUCGGAUCCGCGCCCCCCCAACCAAGGGCCGUUCCGCCCCCCUCUGCCUUUAAGCAGGAAAGUGCCGAGCAUCGGAGCCCGUUGUGGGGCUCCUCUGUUUUUAGGUAUCCCGAUAAAGCAAAAGCCGGUCAGCUCUGCCGUGUGCCCGUCUGGGUGUUCGUCCCCCCGUCCUCCCUGAAUCUAUAGGGUGGGUUUCAGUGGGCACUGGAGUGAGAAGGCUGCUGGAAGUGGGAGGAGUAUUGUGUCCUGCUGCUGGGAGUUAUGGGGUCUGCACUGGGUUUGGCUCUUUGUUCAGGGUUAUGGGGUCUGGGCUUGGGGUUGUGGGUCUGUGCUGGGUUAUGGGGUCUGUGCUCAGGAUUACGGGAGUCUGGGCUUAGGGUUGUGAAUCUGUGCUGCGUUACAGGAGUCUGGGCUUAGGGUUGUGGGGUCUGGGCAUGGAGUUGUGGGUCUGUGCUGUGUUAUGGGGUUUGGGUUCAGGGUUGUGGCUCCAUGCUGGGUCACGGGGGUUUGGGUCACUUGGGGUUGUGGGGUCUGGGCUUGGUGUUAUGGGGUCUACGCUGGGUCACGGGGGUUCGUGCUUGGGGUUGUGGGAUCUGGGCCGGCUCGCGGCACCCGUGCUCGUGGUUAUCGGUCUGUGACUGCCAGCACAGCAGCGCAGGGCGGAGGGCACCCGCGGGGCAGAGGGCACCUGCAGGCGCAGGACGGCGGGGGCCGUGCCGGGACAUCCCGCACCUCGGCCGGGAUCCCUGGGAGCCGCCCUCUUCCCCCUCCCCGCCCCUCGUAGGGCAGCCCUCGGGGAACCCGAAGCCGGGCGGCGGGCUGCGCGCGUCGGGGGGGUUGGGGGUGUUGUGUUAAAUGGGGCCGCCUCCUGCCAUUGCCGAGCAGCGCGCCGGGUGUCAGCAGCGAGCAGCGGCGGGCGGCGCUCCCGGUGCGUGCCGGCCCCGCUCCGCGCUCCGAUGGCCGCCGGCCGCCGGGUUCCCCCGCACGGCGACGGCGGUGCGGUGCUGCUGCGGGGCCGCUUCUCCCCGGGAUCGUCUCCCGGUUCGGUUUCGUGGUCCGUCGCUCUGACCGAACGGGAGCUGCAGGUGCUGCGUCCCGGCGGCCCCGACGCGGCGCUCCGUUUGGCCGAUUGCGUGGGCAGCGCCGCGUUCCCGUCCGGCCCCGCCGCCGCCUGCUUCUCCCUCGUGGGUUACCCGUUCCGUAAGGCCCGAUGGGGUUCCCCCGCCCGGCAGCGCCUGCAGAGGACUUUCCGCGUUUCCCAACACCCCGACGCCGAGGAGAAUCUCCGCAUCGCCCAGGCCUGGAGCCAACGCAUCCGAGAGCUCUCGCUGCCCGCAGCGCCCACGCGGGACGGUGCCAGCUAUGGGGUGCUGCCCCGGCCCUGCCGAGCUCUGGUGCUGCUGAACCCGCAGAGCGGCGCUGGCCGCGCGCUUGAGGACUUCCAGGCAGUGGUGCAGCCCAUGCUGGCUGAUGCUGACAUCACACCCACCGUCUUUGUCACUGAGAGACCCCACCACGCCCAGGAGAAGGUGCAGGAUGAAGACCUGUCGCAGUGGGAUGUGCUGGUGGUGAUGUCUGGGGAUGGUCUGCUCCACGAGGUGCUGAAUGGGCUGAUGGAGCGGCCGGACUGGGAGCAGGCCCUGCAGACACCGCUGUGCAUCCUGCCUGGGGGCUCUGGGAAUGCCUUGGCUGCCUCCAUCAACUACUAUGCAGGCAAUGACCACGUGGCCAAGAAGAAACUGCUGACCAACUGCACCUUCAUCCUGUGCAAGGGGCUGCACGCUCCGAUGGACCUGGUCUCGUUGAGCACAGCCUCAGGCAAACGCUUCUUCUCCUUCCUGGGCUUCGGAUGGGGUUUCAUCGCCGACGUGGACAUUGACAGCGAGAAGUACCGGCGGCUGGGCAACGCACGCUUCACGCUGGGCACGCUGCAGUGCUUGGUUCGCCUGCGCGUCUACCAGGGCCGCCUCUCCUACCUGCCUGCAGCCACCGAGCCGGGCAGCGCCAGGGACCCCGAGCCGCGCCGGGCCGCACCGACGGCGGGGACGGAGGCGCUGGGCGGGGACAGGGAGCCGCUCUCCGACGCGCUGCUGGCGCCGCUGGGGCAGCCGGUGCCGCCGCAUUGGGUCGUGGUGCCCGAGGAGGAAUUCGUCUGCGUCUACGCCAUCUACCAGUCCCACCUGGGCACCAACCUGCUGAUGGCUCCGGCGGCGCGGCUGCACGACGGCUGCAUGCACCUCUUCUACGUGAGGGCCGGCAUCAGCCGCGUGGCGCUGCUGAAGAUCUUCCUGGCCAUGGGCAGAGGCACGCAUCUGGAGCUGAACUGCCCCCACCUGCACUGCGUCCCGGUGCGCGCCUUCCGCCUGGAGCCGCGGGGCAGCGCCGGCAUCAUGACGGUGGACGGGGAGGCGCUGGCGUGCGAGCCGGUGCAGGGGCAGAUCCACGGCCACCCGUGCCGCGUGGUCACCGGUUCCUAGGGCCGGCAGCGGGCGCGCAGCCCUCCUCGCACUCAGGAACCUCCUCUUCCAGCAAUAGCCCCCCUUGCCCGCGGGCACUCGGCCUUUUGCUUAGCUUUACCCUCCUGGGGACGGCGCCGUCCCAGGAACGAGCCACGAGCCGCGGCAGGUACUCGAGUGCCGGCUCCGUCCCGGUGCCAUCGGUACGACGUCCCGGUCCUGGGCGGCUGCGCCGGCACAGCCUCGGCCCCAGGUUCGGUGGCACCGCCCGUGUCCCCGCCGGGCUGAGCCAGGACCAACGAUCUACCGGGAGACAUCAAUCAUUUGUUGGUUUGUUGGUUUUGUUUUUUUAAAGAGUGUUUCUACCCAAAGCUUCCCGUAGAAGCAGAGUUUAUUCUUGUGAGAAAUGCAAUAAAUAUUUAGCGUUUGCAAAAAACA
Molecule: messenger RNA, 4730 nt
Organism: Lagopus muta (rock ptarmigan)
Lineage: Eukaryota; Metazoa; Chordata; Aves; Galliformes; Phasianidae
Gene: SPHK1
Product: sphingosine kinase 1
Exons: 5
Coding region: 2793-4313 (506 amino acids)
Biological process (GO): cellular response to growth factor stimulus; negative regulation of apoptotic process; sphingosine biosynthetic process
Cellular component (GO): intracellular membrane-bounded organelle; membrane; cytoplasm
Source: RefSeq, a predicted model, not a curated record